AUGCCAAUCAUAUACUUUGAACCGAAAUCGCAUUUGGUGAAACGCGAAAUUGGCGGAGGCUACGCCAUUUUCGGAGUAGCAGCAAUAGCAGUGUUCUGCGUCGCGUGCUGGGUGAUUGUAACCAUCAAAAACAAGGAGAAGAAAGCAAGAGAGCAAAGAUCAUCACCAGCUGCUACACGCAAUGGCACCAUUUCCAUCGCACCGGCAAGUGGGAGAAGGACGACCGAAAGAGGGUUGCCUGCGUAUAACGAGGCUCCCCCCAUGUGUGAGCUUGGCCUACUGCAGAGGGGGUACGAUUUGCCUAGUGAUUAUGUUCCUGCGUACUCGGCCGAGGCUGGUGCUCUGGAUAUGGGAUUCUACGACCAACUGGGGAAGUUUGUUUCUACACGAGUCGAAUCGAGGCCAGUUGGCGAGACUCUGGCGGCGACGCAUUACCAAUCCCAGCCACCUCGUCUGAUGGUGUGA
Messenger RNA from Lodderomyces beijingensis, 465 nucleotides. NCBI's taxonomy places the organism in Eukaryota, Fungi, Ascomycota, Pichiomycetes, Serinales, Debaryomycetaceae. The record is from the annotation of a GenBank genome assembly.